Molecule: messenger RNA, 1269 nt
Organism: Nanorana parkeri
Lineage: Eukaryota; Metazoa; Chordata; Amphibia; Anura; Dicroglossidae
Product: oocyte zinc finger protein XlCOF6.1-like
Exons: 4
Coding region: 1-1269 (422 amino acids)
Biological process (GO): regulation of transcription by RNA polymerase II
Molecular function (GO): DNA-binding transcription factor activity, RNA polymerase II-specific; RNA polymerase II cis-regulatory region sequence-specific DNA binding
Source: RefSeq, a predicted model, not a curated record
AUGGCACCACAGGAUUCUGCAGAGGAGGAUCACAAGGUCCCUCAGGAUGAUCAGGGUGACAGCUUGGCUAUUACCAAAGUGGUGGCUGUAGACCCGUCUGUGAAAGGUGAUGAGCCGUGUAAGGAGGAGGAAGUUCCUGUCGAGAUCGGCACAGAUGGACGGUACAGAAGGUGCGGUUUGGAGAAGAGUCCUGCCAUGUCAAAUAGAGACGUAGAAAAUGGUGAUAUGGCGGAGUGUUCCAUGACACCAGUUCUUCCUCACAGUGCAGAUCCCUCAUCCAAACCCUCUACACGUUUUCCUCCCGUCACCCAUCACCCAGCCGGUAGAGGUGGUGACCCGUUCCCAUGUUCCGAGUGCGGUGAAUACUUUACGCAGACAGAGAACCUCACCUCACACCUCGAAACCCACACAGGAGAGAAGCAAUACUGGUGUUCAGAGUGUGGAAAAGGCUUUGCCAGAAAAUCGCAUCUGGCUUGUCACGAGAGAACUCACACGGCCGAGAAGCCGUUUCCUUGCCCCGAUUGCGGCAAGUGUUUUACCCAGAGGGGAAACCUUCUUUCACAUCAGAAGGCUCACAUGGGGGAGAAGCCGUUUUCAUGCCCCGAGUGCGGGAAAUGCUUUUCUCGGAAGGAGCAGCUCAUCAGACACCAGACAUCCCACACGGGCGAGAAGCCCUUCUCGUGUUCCGAAUGCGGGAAGCGUUUCACCGAAACCCGUUAUCUCAUCUCGCAUCAGAGGACUCACACAGGGGUGAAGCCGUAUUCGUGUUCCGAAUGCGGGAAAUGCUUUUCUUGGAAGUCGGUUCUUAUCAGGCACGAGAGGACCCACACGGCGGAGAAGCCAUAUCCGUGUUCUGUGUGCGGGAAGUGUUUCUCCCAGAGGGGAAGCCUCAUCUCUCACCAGAGGACUCACACGUCUGAAAAGCCGUACCCCUGCUCCGAAUGUGGCAAGUGUUUUACCCAGAGGACUACUCUCAUCUCUCACCAGAUGACUCACACGGGGGAGAAGCCCUAUUCCUGCCUGGAGUGCGGGAAGUGCUUUUCCCAGCGGGCCACUCUCACCGCACACCAGAAGACACACACAGCCGAGAAGCCAUUUUCCUGUUCGGAAUGCGGCGACUGUUUUUCUCGGAAGUCGUCUCUUAUCCGCCACGUUCAAAGAUCGUACAGGGAGAGGACAUAUGUGUGUUCGGAAUAUAGGAAAUGUGUUAGUGAAAGAUCAGAGACUACUAAACAUGACAGAACAGACUUGAAUUCAUAUUCCGAAUAA